UUACUUAAAAAAUAAAAAAGUAUCAAUGAAAUAGUAUAAAUUUGUGGAUCAAAAAGUUAACAUGACUAUGGGCUCCCUUAAGUCCAAUUCCAAUUCCAGUCCUCAAAUACUUUGGCAGCAUUCCCAACUGAAUGGAGAAAACCUUCACCGUCGAUUCAACUGCGGUACAUCGAUAUACCCGCGGAGAAUCCAAGCUCCUCCUUCAGGCGCUAUGGCGGCGAUCUCCUUCACUCUUCAUACGCAGCCUCCUCCUCAAACUCUCUCUUCUCAUCGCCUUAUCGACGGUCGUCUCUCCGGCUCCACCGCUCUUCAGUUAGGUCGCAAUGAUUCAAGCACCGCAAGUAUCUGUCUCCAGAAAGGGAGAGAAUGGAUCCAUGAACCACGCGCGUGGAGUGUGAAUGCUCGGAGUGGCAUGGUAAUGGGUGAUUACGGCGACGAAAUUGACGACGAUGAUGACGACGAUGACGAUGAGGAAGAAGACGAAGACAGGAGUUUGGACCUUUUGAUUAAGUUUGUUGAGAAUGUGUUCCGAAAGGUGUCUAAAAGAGCACGGAAGGCUGUCAAAUCUGUUUUGCCCGUUCCCAUCUCCACCAGAUUAGUUGGAUUUGCUGUGAACGGAACAAUAAUCCUGACGUUCUUGUGGGUUUUGAAAGCUUUCCUUCAGGUAAUCUGCACCCUCGGCAGUGUGGUGUUCGCCAGCAUAUUACUCAUCCGUGGCAUAUGGACCGGGAUCUCCUACUUCCAAGACAGCCGUAGCUUCCGGGGGGACGAUGAUGAUACCCAACCAUGGGCUAGCAGCCAGCCUGCCUUGUGAAUUAUUAUUAUUCCGAAAGAUCCAAAAGUCGAAACACGCACAAGCAUUAAGGCCAAGAAUUUGAAGUAACACUGUAGAUCACAACCAUGGGUCAUCAAAUCUGAAAGGUUUGCUCAGGUUCGUUUACAGAAUAGAUAGAGAUUUGAUGAAAGCAUUGAAAGUGAAAGGUUCAUGUGAAUUAUUUAACAAUUAUCUGCAAUAAUAAUAAUAAUAAUAAUAAUAAUAAUAAUAAUAAUAAUAUACCCUUUGAUUCCACCAUUAAUGUUUUUAAGCACCCUGUGAGGAUGAUGUUCUAUUGUAGAAACCAGCAAGAGUACUUGAAUAAGUGGAAAUACAUCAGCAAAACAAAGAAGUUGUUCACUUUCCUAUGGAUUGGAUGGAUGCUCUUCAGUUGAUUGGAGGAGCUGUGUCGUAUAUCCUCUCCUCAUCGAGUAGCUCGUAGGGGUCGAUAUAUUGAGGCGGCGCCCUCGUACUUGUACUACCAUCGUGCACGAAUUCAGGUCCGAAGUACUGGAUCAUACAACAGUUUGUUUACUAUGUGAUGAGAUAUGAUCUGAUCUGGUCUGAUCAAUGUGUAUACUACAGAAGAAAUGAAGGUAGAGAAAAAUGUCGGAAGUUACCAGAUACAGAGCAGAGAAGGAAGCAACAGUGACAAGUAUCAAUGGCCAGAAGCCAAGAAAGAACGUCCCUCCCAGCGUCAGCAACAGCUUCGCUCGCGGGAUCAAGCCCUGAAUAAAGAAUGGAUUUGGAGUAAAGUUGCAUUGAUCUUCAAGCAAUUAGUUCAGGUAAAUAGGAUUUUUAGAAGAUUCUCACCUCUAAGCCUUCGCUGUUGAGUGCCAUGGACUUCUCCCUUUGGCCUGAUAUGUUGGUUUCGCCAUCUGUUGUGACUCCAUUUCUUCUAGAGUAAUUCCAUCCUCCGUCUUCUUCUCUGUACUUUGUUCCUGUGCUUCUGCUUUUAUCCUCGGCUGAUGAAUCGCCUGUCAUCCCGCGUCUCCUCAGCUCUUUCGAAAAUAAAGACUCUGGAGGUUCUUCCCC
Molecule: messenger RNA, 1849 nt
Organism: Andrographis paniculata
Lineage: Eukaryota; Viridiplantae; Streptophyta; Magnoliopsida; Lamiales; Acanthaceae
Product: protein SHORT HYPOCOTYL IN WHITE LIGHT 1-like
Exons: 4
Coding region: 62-814 (250 amino acids)
Biological process (GO): regulation of abscisic acid-activated signaling pathway; negative regulation of photomorphogenesis
Source: RefSeq, a predicted model, not a curated record